ACAGGCACCUUGAAGUAUGCGGGCGGAAUCCGGGCUCGUCCGGUGUCAACUAUUUAUCGAUUAGCAUGUGCCUCAUCAACAUUGCACUUGAAGCAGAGAGUGGAAGAGUUCAAGAGCAGCCGCGAUUCGCAUUCACAUCCCAAUGAAUUGCAGAUAACCAGGCGCAAGCAGCGCUGGUUCGUUUCGUUUGCAAUAGUUUUAUUUUGUUUGUAGUUUGGCAAAACCGGGGCUGAUUGUUCUUACAGUGAAGUUUGCAUUAUCCCAAGAUACAAAUUUUACUUCGUUUUAUGAAAGUUUAUGGUUACAUUUAGGACAACAAUUCCAGACUGUUGGUUAACAUUUUAGUCGGGUGCAGUAUAUAGUUUGCAAAAAACUUGGUGCGUCGAUUUCAGUUCAUCUUUUGGUUUUGAAUGAUGUUUGUUUUUGCGUUGGCAGAGUCACCUGUAAAAGCAAGUCUUUGUUAAUACAAACGAGUCUUUAGUAACGUGGCCGAUGUUCUAAGCGUGAGGGGGCUUUGGUUUGCACAGACCAGACUGACAAUGGAUGGUCGAUCGGCGCUGCCUCCCGCCCCGCUAGUGGAAUCCUGCCUUACGCCUAAUCCUGCCACCUUGCCCAUUUCAAUGGGCGGCGGCUCCCUGCUGCGACCGCCGGCGUUGCUCCUUCGAGCCGCCGCCGCUGCAGCUGCCGCCGCGGCCGAGCGUUACCCCCGGACCCCGAAAUGCGCCCGCUGUCGCAACCACGGCGUGGUGUCGGCGCUGAAAGGCCACAAGCGCUUCUGCCGCUGGAGGGACUGCAUGUGUGCCAAGUGCAUGCUGAUCGCCGAGAGGCAGCGGGUCAUGGCCGCGCAGGUGGCGCUCCGGCGGCAGCAGGCGCAAGAAGAGAACGAGGCCAGGGAGCUGCAGUACAUGUACGCCAGCGGAGGGGCUGCCGAAGCCGGGCUGGCCAUGGCAGCGGCUGCAGCAGCCGCCAACGGCAUCAUCCCCGUAUCCAGAGCCGGCUCGACGCCUUACGAGAUCUUUGGAGCUGACUACCAUAAGCAGAAAGAAGGAGAAAAGCUGUCCAAAUAUGAGCUGUUCUACAACAGUCUGGUGAGCCGCUCGGUUCUCCAACCUUCACACUCUAACACCUCCGAAACUGACGGGUUGGACACCAAUCUGAAGGAUAAAGCAGGAAAACCCGAAGCCUUGGACAACGAUUCGGGCCAACUCUCCUCUUCCCCAGAUCCGCCGUCGGAAAGUGCGGACAGCCCUCGCUCGGCGACUCCCUCGGAUGCCGAGUCCGGGAACGAAUGCGACAAACCCCCCAAAGGGUUGGCCAAGGUUAUGGUCAACCUACCCGGCUCUUCCUCCAAGCACAGGGCGCCCAUUGACAUCCUCAUAAAAGUUUUCCCCAACUACAAGCACGAUAAAUUAGAGUGCAUUCUGGCAAACUGCAAGGGAGACGUUGUCCAAGCCAUUGAACAGGUACUGAACGGGAAGGAACCUGGUGGACAGAUCAAAGAUGUGGACCGCACCAUAUCCGAUUCCGAGGAGAUUCCGCGAUCCUCCCACAUUACCUUAGCCGGACUCUCUGGCGGCUCCAUUGGCACCAAGUCUGCUUUCUCUCCGCUACAAUCCGGCGCCGUUUUCGGAGGGCCCGCUAAUCUGUACGGAUUGAACCCUAGACUUGGCAUCAACCCACUGCGCUUGGCAUACUCGAGCCCUAGCCGAGGGCUGCCAACGUUCAUGUCACCUUAUGUCACUUCUGCUCUGAUGCCAACGUUACCAUUCCGUCCACCGAUGGACUAUUCCUUCCCGGGCAUCGUGAGGGAUAUUCCCUAUUUUCAAAACAAAGACUCGCUUUGCUCGAGUGGAUUGUACUCCAGAAUUAAUCCCGAAAAGCAGUGACUCCGAUGCUCGUGAGAUAAACUGAUGCCGAGGUAAUUGAGCAAUAAACAUUGAGUAUACAGAACGCUUGAAUGAAAUAAAACCCAAUGGUAAAGCCGAUUCGAUCUAAUCUGUCUUGCUCCAAAUUGCACAAAGGCUUCACUAGAUAUUAACAUUAUUAUUUUGAUACUUUUAAUUACUGCGGGCAACUCCACUGUGCUGAAUAGAAUGGAAAAAUAAAUCUUGCAUUAGAUUACAGAAAUGUUGUUGAGGAUAAUAAAUGCACGGAAUCGAUGUUUCUUCUCGUCGAUUGACCUCAACGCAACGUGAGACGAGAUAGAUUGAGGUCAAGAUUACGGCAGUACUUGAAACUGUAAUUAUUCCUAUCCAGGGCCAUUUGUCAACGUCCCCCCCCCCCCAUCUCCUCAUCACCACCAGCGAGAUAUGCAUUUUAACGGAAAUCACGGAGUUUAUAAUUUCACGCCUGUUUGUCAGUUUUUGAGUGAGAGAGACGCACAGCAGAUGCUUCCAAUUUUGUAACGAAGAAUCGGGAAGACCUAGAUAUAAUCGAAUGAGAGAGCAGACAUCAGGGGUCGUCCAUUGGUUAUUGCAUGAGUUUUCGCACGGUGUACAAUCUAUGUUAAACAUAUUAAUUACAUGCAUACGCCAGAAUAUGUAGAACUGGAGACCUUGAACAGUACAUUCCUUAAUGAUGAAAUGGGAGGACAUUCCCCAUAUUGCCACGUGGAGCGCAGUUCAGUUUUACUUUAACAUUUUGGGACACGUUUGUGGGACUCACGCUGUAGCCGGGCUCACUGUGAGCCCACUCCUCUUACCGGAGAUCCUGGCGCAUUGAUGCAUUGCUCCAUUACCUGUUGAAAAGGCACUCCAGAAAGAUUUUCGUUGACGAGGAAAUGUCUUAGGCAGAAAUAAACAAUGUUUUUUAUGGACUCGGAUCCACAUAUUUAAGAAGUGUGCGUUGAAGUGCCUUAUUUCGAAAUAUCGGCGCCAAGGAUAAUUUGGAAAUGGGUACCCUAUGUUUUUCCACUACAACUUCAAACUCCUGUAGUCGAAUGAGGCGAUGCUGUGCUUCUGACUACGAAGACAAAACUUGUAUUUGGACAAAAACUGAGCGUCUUUACUUAUUUUAAAUGCAUUUCUGUCCGUGAACAUCCGCCCUGUUUUAUACCGCACAUAAGUGGCGUUGCUACAAUGUAAUUUUUGUUUUAUUCAGGGAAGUGCGGCUCAUUGAAAAUGGUUAACCGUGACCAGCUGUACUCUAAGCUACCAAUGUUUUGCUUCGCUGGCUCUCCGUCCGCAGGUUCAGUUAAGUCAUGAGCAAAACCUGGUCUUAAAAGGCGAGCCAUGUACGGGGAGGCAAUGUUUUCAUUCUGAAGCCCGGUUGCCGCCAAUCGGUCAGCUGUCGUAUAACUUUGCAUAAUAAUUUUCCAAGUUCGAUGUCAUUGAUAAGAAAGGUUGUAAACAAGAAACAAAAUAAAAUCACUAAAACAUACCAGCAGCUUGGUGUUUGUUCAAUGUUCAUCAUCACGAUGUGGUGGAUGUAUUUGUAUUUUGUUUUUGUUUUCAGAUUCAAUAAUUUCCUCACAAUAAAUAAACACACACAUAUAAAUAAUGGUCUG
Molecule: messenger RNA, 3505 nt
Organism: Leucoraja erinaceus (little skate)
Lineage: Eukaryota; Metazoa; Chordata; Chondrichthyes; Rajiformes; Rajidae
Product: doublesex- and mab-3-related transcription factor A1-like
Exons: 2
Coding region: 540-1886 (448 amino acids)
Biological process (GO): regulation of transcription by RNA polymerase II; sex differentiation
Cellular component (GO): nucleus
Molecular function (GO): protein binding; DNA-binding transcription factor activity, RNA polymerase II-specific; RNA polymerase II cis-regulatory region sequence-specific DNA binding
Source: RefSeq, a predicted model, not a curated record